Molecule: messenger RNA, 1099 nt
Organism: Didymella exigua CBS 183.55
Lineage: Eukaryota; Fungi; Ascomycota; Dothideomycetes; Pleosporales; Didymellaceae
Exons: 1
Coding region: 28-1047 (339 amino acids)
Biological process (GO): translation
Cellular component (GO): ribosome
Molecular function (GO): structural constituent of ribosome
Source: RefSeq, a predicted model, not a curated record
GCAGCAGAGAGGCCAUAGAGGCCAGCCAUGCCGCCCCGGAUCCCCGUCGCAUCGUGCCUGCGGGCCGCGAGCUCGCCGUCGCCCUUCUCGCCCAUUGCACCCGUCGCGCUCCCGCUGCGCCCCUUCUCGACGUCGCCGGCGCUGCAGAAGAAGCUCACCUCGCUGGAGCGCAAGCAGCGGUUCGAGCAUGACCCCUACGUCGCCGCCCAGAAGGCCCGCAAGAAGGCCGCCAACCUGUCGCGCCGCGCCGAGCUCGAGCAGGCGCGCGUCGACAGCCUGGGCAACCCCGUCCGCGGCGUCGAGACGCCGUUUGUGCAGUCGUUCGACACGGGCCGCCCGUCCGCGCCCCCGACCCAGCCCUCGUCCGCCGACGCCCAGCUCAACUACCGCUUCGGUCCCGCCGCCAUCGCGAGCCAGCUCGAGCAGAGCAGGCGCCUGGCCGUGCCGCUGAGCGAGCUGGACGCCGGGGGCGCGAAGCCCGGCGUCUUCCAGUGGAGCAGCGACAUGCACCACAACCGCGCGCGGCCCAUCCAGAAAACUGCCGACGACAUGGACGCGCAGAACAAGCAGGACCACGCCCGCGCUGCCGAGGCCAUUGCCCGCAUCACCGCCCUCGAGAAUGGCUCCAGCAAGGACCGCAUGCGCGUCAACACCACCCGCUGUGUCGAAACGUUCGGCCGCCACAACACCGACAAGGUCCUGCCGCCGCGCGCACCGCACCUCGACCGCAUCAACUCGGACACCGCCCCCGCCCCGCGCCCGGAGACCAACGAGGCCGCCGCCAAGAAGCGCAUCGGGCCCGACACGGGCUCGUCAGAGGUCCAGAUCGCCAUCCUGACCGCCAAGAUCAAGACCGUCGCCGACUUCCUGGCCACACGCGGCAAGGGCGACAAGCACAACAAGCGCAACCUGCGCCUGCUGGUCCACAGGCGGCAGAAGCUGCUGCAGUACCUGCGGAGGCGGGAGCGCGGUGGGCCGAGGUGGCAGCACUGCAUCGAGACCCUGGGCCUGACAGAGGGGACCUGGAAGGGCGAGAUCUCGCUGUAGACGUGUAUGAAUAUUGUAGAUUAGCGGCUCGCACGACGCAGUGUACAAUAUG